CAGAGGCUUUAGGGAUGCCAAUUGUAACAUUUUUGAGAAAAUAUCCUUCUAUACUUUUGCAAGAUGCGGUUAAUGUUAAACAAUUACUCAUGUUGUUCAAAAAAUAUGAAAUACCAGAUAAAAGUGUGAAGAAGUGCAUGAAUAUUUUUCAAAUAAGUAACGAAAGCUUUCAAGAACGAUUAGAGAUCAUAAAGCAGCACCCAGAUCUGAACAUGUGGUAUAAGCACCCACGAAUACUGCAAAUUAUUUGCCGGAUAAAGCAGACAAAGCAACGCUUAGAAUAUAUUAACAUCAUGAAUUCUUUGAAAUGGGCCCAGCCACAAAUAUUUCUGACUUCAAACACGGAAGUGGACAAAUCUUUGCAAACCGGCUUAGUUUCAACCCGAAAAAGUUUACAGCAUAUAUUUAUACAGGAAUUGGGAGUAGACAAAAGCAAUUUGCUAAUGAGGCAUCAACAUUGGAAAAUGACUGCAUUUAUUGAUAUCGUGCAUAUGUUGAAAUACUUAAAGAAACAUUUUAAGAUAAACGAGAUAUGCUCUAAUAUACACAUCGUACUUUAUGAACAAUCGAGAGUGAAAAAAGUACUGGCUGAUCUAAAACAACAAUAUUCUAAGGGUACAGAGUACUCAUUUACUAAUAGCCAGUAUCUUGCAUUAUGCCUAUACAUGUUGGAGAAAAAUAAUCAUUUCACGGGUGACGGUGUUUGGAUCAAUGAAGAGAACAUGAAAGAGCAAUCUUUGAAAAAAAGAAAUACUAUAGAAAAAUUUGACGAUAGUACUAUAGAAGAUAUCAAUAAUAAUUUCAGUACAAAAGAUGACAGUAAUAUUGAUUAUAAUAGUAUAGAUGUAAGGUUGUAGCAUUCAGUAAAUUAGUAAUAAUACAGAAUAAAUAUCUGUAAAAAUGUAAAUGUAAAU
This is a messenger RNA of Cyphomyrmex costatus, 914 nucleotides long. RefSeq names its product mitochondrial transcription termination factor 5 (gene mTerf5). The coding region runs from base 15 to 857 and encodes 280 amino acids. Gene Ontology annotation, biological process: regulation of DNA-templated transcription; termination of mitochondrial transcription. Gene Ontology annotation, molecular function: double-stranded DNA binding. The transcript has 3 exons. NCBI's taxonomy places the organism in Eukaryota, Metazoa, Arthropoda, Insecta, Hymenoptera, Formicidae. The record is from RefSeq and is a predicted model, not a curated record. Gene Ontology annotation, cellular component: mitochondrial matrix.